AUGAGCGAGAUCGCCCUGAUAGACGACUUCCUACCUACCUUCGCCUUUGCUGCCACUGUAGGAGAGGUUCUUCAGGUCGCUUGUGGGGCAUAUCACACCUUGGUGCUGACCACCACCGGACUCUACGGCUGGGGACUGCAUGAAGAUGGUCAACUCGGCCUGGGCCGUCCAUCCACUCCGAGUGCGCUAGCGGCUGCCGAGGGCAGCGCUCUCGGUGACGUAGGCGCCACGGCAGUGACGGUGCCGACCCACGUUGAUCAGCCUCUUCGAAUCCCCUUCGCUGAAUUGCUAGGCGGGGACGAGGCGGUGGAGGACGUGCCCGUCACGAUCAUUUCUGUCCACUGCGGGGCCGAUCACUCAUUUGUCUGCUCGACGGCCGGCGUUUACGUGACGGGUCGGAACGACUGCGGCCAGCUUGGCCUUGGGCACACCGACAAUGUGUACACAUGGACUCGACUCUGCGUGGCACUCCCCCCAAGGACUGCUGACGAGAAUGCAAACCACACUGCAGCAACGUCGCGUGCAGCUUCGCCGAUGAUGUCUUCUCUACCGAGCGCGUGGGACGCUGAUCGAGGCGGUCGACACGCGUGGCUGCUUUACGGCCGCCUCACGCACAUCAGCUGCGGCGCUCAUCACACCCUUCUCGCCUGGUGUGACGCAGUCAUCCUGCGCGCAGCAGCACCGCCGAGUCCCGAUUCCCAACAGCCGCCCGUCAAGUGCAGCCGCAGUCAUGAGCUUGUCUACUACCCGUCCCUACUAAUGGCAUGCGGUCGAGGCGACUUUGGCGAGCUCGGCUACGACGGCGACACCUGGGCGGUGCUGCAAGCCAAAGCUCAGAGGCAGGAGCGCGCGCUGCGCUCAGCCCUGCAGCAGAAACAGGCGCAUGACGGCAUCGACGACAGUCAGCACGGCGCGACUGACGGCACUUACAAGCUCAAGUGGAAGGCUGCGGCUGCCGUCAAGCAGCGGCGUCCCCCCUUCAACUCUACCUUCUUCGAGGUGGUGGAAGGUGUAGACGUGCUGGAGGAAAGUGCAGUGACGCUUCCCAUGACUUGUACGGAGGACAUGCCCUCAGCACUGCUUCACCGAGGUUGGACAAUCCAUGAACUGGCAGAAGACGUGAUCAGGAAAUGCCAUGAGCGCACUGCAACGGACUGCUUGCGCCUUCCCCCCACUACUUCCGCCCUCCAGACCAGCAGCGGUGGCCAAAGUCGAUGGGAAGUUGCAAAGCUGCAGGCGAUGCAGCACCACUCCGCCGUUACGCUGCGGCAACGCCACGAAGAGGGUGAGGAGCAGCAACUGGUCCUGCACUGGGGCUGCUACUACUGCUCUGACAUCGAGGAUGCAGCCGCCUCUCACCCACGAGACGUAUUCGCCGAUGUACGAGAUGCAGUCAACCGUGAUUAUGCUGGUGUGGCUACCGCAGGGCUCCGUUGCUGGUAUGGGGGAAUACAUGCCGGAGAGGAAAGCCUGUUGCGCUACAGUUCAUCUUGCAGACCCUCCGUACCCGAAAUGCCACCAGCGCUAGCUCGUGAAGAGAACGUGGCAUCGUCGCCCUGUGGUAUCCCCCCCUCACAGGUGCCACUGCUACAGAUCAUGGGCAGCGGCAACCUUGGGCUCGGCACUGACGACAGCUUCACGUGCGACUGGACAAGUCUGGCGUGGUCAGACGGUCCCAUGACCGCCGGAGGUCAGGCGACGGUGCAUUCGGUGGUGGGCCGCUCGCACUACCUCAUCUGGACGCACGGCCAGGGAGUGAGCAGCCCUGUGGGUGACCCUUCAGCGGCAGCUGCGCCUUUGCGCGAGAGGUUGCCGGCUGCCUCGUCAUCGUGUGUCUUUGGCUUUGGGGACAACUUGCACGGACAGCUCGGUGCACCUGCGCUGCAGGCCAGCAAUACAUCGGGAGAUGACGUCGUGGUGGCACCACGGCCUGUUCUGCGAGACGGGAAUGUACUGCGCGUCGCAGCCGCUGUGAAACAGUCGCUGCGAGACACUGCGGUUCCGCCUGCGCGCCAUCACCGCUCCGCUGCGGCAAAGACGUCGGAGCCUUUCACGGCUGCAGUGGGGGUGCAUUACGAAGUGGUGGCGAUUCGUGCUGUUGAGGCUGGAGCCCGCCACUCCGUCUUCCUCGUGGAUGUGCGUCCUGUCACCUCGGCAGCAGCAUCAGUAUCAGCAACGCCAGCGACCACGAGGGACUAG
Molecule: messenger RNA, 2199 nt
Organism: Leishmania braziliensis MHOM/BR/75/M2904
Lineage: Eukaryota; Euglenozoa; Kinetoplastea; Trypanosomatida; Trypanosomatidae
Product: putative chromatin binding protein
Exons: 1
Coding region: 1-2199 (732 amino acids)
Source: RefSeq, a predicted model, not a curated record